AGGGGGCAGGAAGCGGCUGACAGCCUGGCCUAGAGUCAGCCACGGGAAGCAGAGACCCCGAGGCACAGAAGAGGUGAGGAGGGGAGAGAAGGCCAGGGAGGCAGCCGGGGCGUGGAAGGAGACCAGCCAAAGGGAGCAGCUCCACAGGAGAGACUGUCAACCCGUCUGGCCGGGGAGACCGACGCGACGCCAUGUGGCAGCUGCUGAUGCCUCUGGCCCUGUGGCUGGGCGCAGUGGGCCUGGGCAGAGCCGAGCUCACGGCAGCGCAGCAGCGUGGCCUGCAGGUGGCCCUGGAAGAGUUCCACAAGCACCCGCCCGUCCAGUGGGCCUUCAGGGAGACCGGCGUGGACAGCGCCACGGAAACACCCUUCCCUGCAGGGACCUUUGUGAGGCUGGAAUUUAAGCUCCAGCAGACCAGCUGCCGGAAGAAGGACUGGAAAAAAGCAGAGUGCAAAAUCAAGCCCAACGGGAGGAAGCGGAAAUGCCUGGCCUGCAUCAAACUGAACUCUGCAGAUAAAGUCCUCGGCCGGAUGGUCCACUGCCCCAUACACACGCAGGCUCUGCGGGACCCCGAGGAGCACCAGGAGGCUCAGUGCGGCAGGGUGGAGCGCGCGGGCGAGGACCCCCACAGCUACUACUUCCCAGGACAGUUUGCCUUCUUCAAGGCCCUGCCCCCGAGCUGAGGCCCGACGGUAGAUGAAUUCUGUCCCGCUUCCCGGACAGCUGCAGGAGCUGACCAGUGCAACGCCAACCUGCCGUCCCCGAGCCCAGGGAGUACGAGCCCAUUAUCCCCGAGCCAAUAAACUGCUCUCCCAGA
Messenger RNA from Mustela lutreola (European mink), 817 nucleotides. RefSeq names its product retinoic acid receptor responder 2 (gene RARRES2). Gene Ontology annotation, biological process: inflammatory response; regulation of lipid catabolic process. Lineage: Eukaryota; Metazoa; Chordata; Mammalia; Carnivora; Mustelidae. The record is from RefSeq and is a predicted model, not a curated record. The coding region runs from base 192 to 683 and encodes 163 amino acids. The transcript has 6 exons. Gene Ontology annotation, molecular function: signaling receptor binding.